GUCCACAUACGGAAAAGAAAAAGAAAAAGAAUUGAACAAAAAAUGCUUUAAAGAUGUUCGGUGUGGUAUCAGAUUGUUCAACAACGAUUGUGUAGCAAUGCAGGUGAUGACAGAUUAAAGUUAAACCCAUCUCAAUCUCUCAAUUUCGUAGCUACACCUUUUCUGUCAUCCAUUAAAAUAUCCCACAAAAUUUCUUUCUUCAAAUAUUCAGACUUUCUGCUUCACUACUUCUUGCUCAUCUAUUUUCACUGGCGGGUUGAUGUUUCCUUCCUUAGUUUUGUGGAUAAGUGGGUUUGACGAAUAAUUGUUGGAAUCUUUCAAAUUUUAUCUCAAGGGGAUCAAGAAGUGGAUCGACACCGUUUUUUGUGGACAAACGUAUAAAAUCUGAUCAUACAAGUCAUUAUCUUAAUUGAUUUCUGCUGCUUCUGCUGCUGGUUCCCACUACGCGUUCUUGGUGUUUGUGUGUGUAAGAGAGAUGGGACUAUGUGGAUCGAAGGCAAAAGGGUGCGUGGGCGUACGUCAUAAAGAACAUGGAGAUGUUCCAGAUGGUGAAUUACCACCAAAAAUUAACGCAAGAACACAUGGGAGAAAGCGAAGAAGACGAAUUGGUAGGAAGUCGAAGACUGAUGCUGCAAAUAAGUAUUCAUCUCGGAACAAAAUCGAUCCUUCUGCUGGUGCAUCGAAUUCCAUGGAUCGUCGCUCAUUCCGCAACCCAACAUUUCAAGAAUGUUGGUAUGAUACUGCAAAUGGGAUCGAUUCUGAUGGAGAUGAAGAUUUCUACAGCACUCAAGAUGAUAUCAUGUCUCAAAAUGGUUCCAUUAGUGCAUCAGUAACUCCAAAAUUUUCAGAUCAAGUACACCAAGGAUCUUCAACCUUCUCUACAUCUGAUUCACUAACAAAGCCAAAUGAAGCAUCACAAUCUUCCAUAGAUGGAGCAUCUACUUUAUUAGCAAAUGGGUCCCACAAUUUUGUAAUUUUACAAAAUAAUUGCCUCCCAUGUCUAAAUUGCACAACCUCAACAGAUGUAAAGAGUAGUAAAUCACCAUGUUCAAGUCCUCCUCCAAGUGCAAAAAAGAAAGUUACAUCUAUGCUUUCUUUUAAAUGGAGGGAAGGCCAAUCAAAUCUUUCCAUAUUCUCCCCAAAAGCCGUGAUUCAAAGACCAAAAGCCGGCUCACAAGUUCCAUGUUGUCCAAUUGACAAGAAAAUGUCCGAUUGCUGGUCCCCACUUGAACCAUCUACUUUUAAAGUCCGCGGACAUAAUUAUUUAAGAGAUAAAAAGAAAGAAAAUGCUUCAAAUCAUGCGGCUUUUUAUCCGAUUGGAAUGGAUGUGUUUUUAUCUCCACGUAAAAUUGACCAUAUCGCCCGUCUUGUUGAGCUUCCGAAUUUCGAAUCUUCCGGAAAAGUCCCUCCUUUACUUGUUGUAAAUCUUCAGAUACCCCUCUAUCCUCCCGCUUUAUUCCAACAUGAAUACGAUGGAGAAGGAAUGAGCUUCGUCUUUUACUUCAAGCUCUCGGAAAACUACGAAGAACUCCCUCCUCAUUUUCAAGAAAACAUAAGGAAAAUGAUCGAUGAUGAGGUGGAAAGGGUUAGAGGUUUUCCGGUAGAUACAAUUGCACCAUGUAGAGAAAGAUUAAAGAUUUUGGGAAGAGUGACAAAUUUGGAAAAUCUUCAAUUAAGUGGGGGUGAAAGGAAAUUAAUGAAUGCUUACAAUGAAAAACCUGUUCUUUCACGUCCUCAACAUGAAUUUUAUCUGGGGGAGAACUACUUUGAGAUUGAUUUGGACAUGCAUAGAUUUAGUUACAUAUCUAGAAAAGGUUUUGGAGCAUUUCAAGAGAGGUUAAAGCAUUGUACACUUGAUUUUGGGCUCACCAUCCAGGGUAACAAGGCCGAAGAGCUGCCAGAAUGCAUGUUAUGUUGCAUUCAUUUGAAAGAAAUUGAUUACAAUAAUUACAAUCUUCUUGGACUAUAAAUCAGGGUUAUUUUUUUUUUGGGUAUUUCAAGAAUAGAUAUUGAAAUAAAAGUGAUAUAGAAAAUGAUGUACAGCUUCUAAACUAGAUUUUGGAAUAUGUAAUUGAUUAGAAUAAUAAUGUUGGAGUAUAAGUUGUGUUAUGUUGAA
Molecule: messenger RNA, 2116 nt
Organism: Lactuca sativa (garden lettuce)
Lineage: Eukaryota; Viridiplantae; Streptophyta; Magnoliopsida; Asterales; Asteraceae
Source: RefSeq, a predicted model, not a curated record